Scleropages formosus (Asian bonytongue) is the source of this 1517-nucleotide messenger RNA. RefSeq names its product glycine receptor subunit alpha-3-like. The coding region runs from base 3 to 1511 and encodes 502 amino acids. Gene Ontology annotation, cellular component: plasma membrane. The record is from RefSeq and is a predicted model, not a curated record. The transcript has 10 exons. Lineage: Eukaryota; Metazoa; Chordata; Actinopteri; Osteoglossiformes; Osteoglossidae. Gene Ontology annotation, molecular function: glycine binding; transmitter-gated monoatomic ion channel activity; transmembrane signaling receptor activity. Gene Ontology annotation, biological process: monoatomic ion transmembrane transport.
ACAUGAGUCCGUACAACCUGCGCUCCCUGCCUGCCUGGGCGCUCCUGCUGCGGCAGCUUCUCCUCCUGAGUUUGGUAGCAUGUAAGGAGUCAGAGAGUUCGCGACGGAGAGCCGCUCUUAUGUCACCUUCAGACUUCCUGGACAAGCUCAUGGGAAGGACGUCAGGAUACGAUGCUAGGAUCAGACCCAAUUUCAAAGGACCCCCUGUGAAUGUGUCAUGUAACAUAUUUAUUAAUAGUUUUGGUUCCAUUGCAGAAACAACAAUGGAUUACAGAGUGAAUAUAUUUCUGAGACAGCAGUGGAAUGACCCUCGGCUGGCGUACAGUGAGUAUCCCGAUGACUCCCUUGACCUAGACCCUUCAAUGCUGGACUCCAUCUGGAAGCCGGACCUCUUUUUCGCCAAUGAGAAAGGAGCUCACUUCCACGAGGUGACCACAGACAACAAGCUUCUCAGAAUAUUCAAGAACGGGAAUGUUUUGUACUCCAUAAGAUUAACCUUAACACUAUCUUGUCCAAUGGACCUUAAGAACUUCCCAAUGGAUGUUCAAAUAUGCAUCAUGCAGCUGGAGAGUUUUGGAUACACGAUGAAUGACCUCAUUUUUGAGUGGCAGAAAAGUGGACCUGUGCAGUUUGCUGAAGGUCUUACCCUCCCGCAGUUCAUUCUCAAGAAUGAGUCUGAUUUGAGAUAUUGUACCAAGCAUUACAACACAGGGAAGUUCACAUGUAUAGAGGUGCGCUUCCACUUAGAGAGGCAAAUGGGUUACUACUUGAUCCAGAUGUACAUUCCCAGCCUGCUGAUUGUCAUCCUAUCCUGGGUGUCCUUCUGGAUUAACAUGGAUGCUGCUCCAGCACGUGUGGCUCUGGGCAUCACAACAGUGCUCACCAUGACAACACAGAGCUCUGGCUCCAGGACCUCACUUCCAAAGGUGUCGUAUGUGAAAGCCAUUGACAUCUGGAUGGCAGUGUGCUUGCUCUUUGUUUUCUCGGCUUUGCUGGAGUACGCAGCCGUCAACUUCGUCUCCAGGCAACACAAGGAGCUCUUAAGGUUCCAGCCUAAAAAGAAGAAGAGUAAGCACACGGAUGUGCUUGAUGGAGAUGAAAGCAUACAGACCCUGCAUGGCAGUAAUGGUGUGAGAAGGGCAGAAUCCCUGUACGGAUCGUUCGGUAAAAUCUGCCGAUCAAACAGCGGGGAGGAGGACACGAGGCAAAGCCGGCAGAGUUUCACUCCAACUGCUGAGACGCCGUGCAGUGUGGGAAAGGACGGCGCCUUCGCCAAGACCCCCGGCAGUGCUGCUCAGGCUCCCCUUGCUCUGAUGAUGGCAUCGACAGCAUCAUCAGCAGCAGCAGCAGCAGAGAAAUCCCAGGAGGAACUGAGGAAGCUUUUCAUCGACAGGGCCAAGAAAAUCGACACCGUGUCCCGCGCUGGGUUUCCACUGGCCUUCCUGCUCUUCAACAUCUUCUACUGGGUGCUAUACAAAAUCCUGCGGCGUGAGGAUACAAAUCAGCAGUAGAGCAAA